GCUCCUAACCCCGCGCGCCGCAUCGGCGUGCGUGCGGCUGAAGCCUCAAGCGUUCACCCCGCCCGGCUUCAUCGCGGCCCGCGGCCCAGCGUCGCGCUCCUCCUGCGCGAGGGCUGCUGAGGCCUGGCCGGGAGCCGCGCCUCAGCCCGCGCGAGGCACCGUCCUUGGAGAAGAUGGAAGCGGAGAGGCGGCCGGCGCCGGGCCCGCCCUCCGAGGGCCUGUUUGCGGACGGGCACCUGAUCCUAUGGACGCUGUGCUCGGUCCUGCUGCCGGUGUUCAUCACCUUCUGGUGUAGCCUCCAGCGGUCGCGCCGGCAGCUGCACCGCAGGGACAUCUUCCGCAAGAGCAAGCACGGGUGGCGCGACACGGAUCUGUUCAGCCAGCCCACCUACUGCUGCGUGUGCGCGCAGCACAUUCUGCGGGGCGCCUUCUGCGACUGCUGCGGGCUCCGUGUGGAUGAGGACUGCCUCAAGAAGGCCGACAAGCGCUUCCAGUGCAAGGAGAUUAUGCUCAAGAAUGACAGCAAGGUCCUGGACGCCAUGCCCCACCACUGGAUCCGGGGCAACGUGCCCCUGUGCAGUUACUGUAUGGUUUGCAAGCAGCAGUGUGGCAGCCAACCCAAGCUCUGCGAUUACAGGUGCAUUUGGUGCCAGAAGACAGUACAUGAUGAGUGCAUGAAACAUAGCUUAAAGAAUGAAAAGUGUGAUUUUGGAGAAUUCAAAAACCUAAUCAUUCCACCAAGUUAUUUAACCUCCAUUAAUCAGAUGCGUAAAGACAAAAAAACAGAUUAUGAAGUGCUAGCCUCUAAGCUUGGAAAGCAGUGGACCCCAUUAAUAAUUCUGGCCAACUCUCGUAGUGGAACUAACAUGGGAGAAGGACUGUUGGGAGAAUUUAGGAUCUUGUUGAAUCCAGUCCAGAUUUUUGAUGUAACUAAAACUCCUCCUAUCAAAGCCCUACAACUCUGUACUCUUCUUCCAUAUUAUUCAGCUCGAGUACUUGUUUGUGGAGGGGAUGGGACUGUGGGCUGGGUCCUGGAUGCAGUUGAUGACAUGAAGAUUAAGGGACAAGAAAAGUACAUUCCGCAAGUUGCAGUCUUGCCUCUGGGAACAGGCAACGAUCUAUCCAAUACAUUGGGUUGGGGUGCAGGUUAUGCUGGAGAAAUUCCAGUUGCACAGGUCUUACGAAAUGUAAUGGAAGCAGAUGGAAUUAAACUAGAUCGAUGGAAAGUUCAAGUAACAAAUAAAGGAUACUACAACUUAAGAAAACCCAAGGAAUUCACAAUGAACAACUAUUUUUCUGUUGGACCUGAUGCUCUCAUGGCUCUCAAUUUUCAUGCUCAUCGUGAGAAGGCACCAUCUCUGUUUUCUAGCAGAAUUCUUAAUAAGGCAGUUUACUUAUUCUAUGGAACCAAAGAUUGUUUAGUGCAAGAAUGUAAAGAUUUGAAUAAAAAAGUUGAGCUAGAACUGGAUGGUGAGCGAGUAGCACUGCCCAACUUGGAAGGUAUUAUAGUUCUGAACAUUGGAUACUGGGGCGGUGGCUGCAGACUAUGGGAAGGGAUGGGGGACGAGACUUACCCUCUAACCAGGCAUGAUGAUGGUCUACUGGAAGUUGUUGGAGUAUAUGGGUCUUUCCACUGUGCUCAGAUUCAAGUGAAACUGGCGAAUCCUUUUCGAAUAGGACAGGCACAUACAGUGAGGCUGAUUUUGAAGUGCUCCAUGAUGCCAAUGCAGGUGGAUGGAGAGCCUUGGGCCCAAGGGCCCUGCACUGUCACCAUAACUCACAAGACACAUGCAAUGAUGCUAUAUUUCUCUGGAGAACAAACAGAUGAUGACAUCUCUAGUACUUCGGAUCAAGAAGACAUAAAGGAGACUGAAUAGAUGGAUGAGGGAGUGAAAACUGCAUAGAAUCCUCAAAGCAAAGUAGAUACAUGUUCAUCCAAAAGUAUUACCAGAAUCUCUUAUCAGCAUUCAGUCUUAAUUUCGCUAGUAGUAUAAUGGGUAUACAUUUUUGUAAAUAGCAUCCCCAAACCAGCCAGAUUCCAGUUAUU
Molecule: messenger RNA, 2047 nt
Organism: Cebus imitator (Panamanian white-faced capuchin)
Lineage: Eukaryota; Metazoa; Chordata; Mammalia; Primates; Cebidae
Gene: DGKE
Product: diacylglycerol kinase epsilon
Exons: 12
Coding region: 174-1877 (567 amino acids)
Molecular function (GO): ATP-dependent diacylglycerol kinase activity
Source: RefSeq, a predicted model, not a curated record